GGGCGUUGCACACGUAGAAAAUAUACAAGCAGCAGCAUGGCUUCGGUAAAUUUAACUGGUGACCAGAUUUUACGUGCUCUUUCGUAAAGAAUCAAGACAGUUUAACGUCAUUGCUGUUGUUUUUGUUAUAGAUUUACUGACGGAAAACAUUUCUCAGUACGACGACAGGAACUAUCUAAACUUUAGCUUAGAAACAGCUCGCUGCAUGUCAGCGUGGCWGAUUGAAACAGACCAUAAUGUCUAAGACGAAGAAGAAGAAAACUAAUUCUGAUUCCAAAACACACAAGCCCACAGCUAAAGAUAAGAGGAAGGAUUUUUGGAUAAAACGCAACCCAAAAAAGAAGUUUCAGAAGGUAGCUGCUCCACUGAAACACCAAGAAAAAGCUGAAACACAGCAAACUGCACCUCCAGUAAAACCCCAGCAGUUCUCUUCCAACUGGAAAGCUUUACAAGAGAUCCUAAAGGCCAGUCAGCCAGAGAAAAAGAGCCCAGCGACACAGAAACAGAACGGUGUCUUUCCAAAGAAGGCAAAAGAAAAUGCUUCAAAAGGUGUUUACAAGAACAAUGCUGCAUCCAACCAGAUGGACGCUGAGAAAAAACAGAAGCCCAAAUCUGCUCCUAAUAGUGUUCCCAAGGAAACUGGUCUGAACUUAAAGGACCCCUCUGUCUCAGACGCUCGGCCGCCUGCUGCUCCAAAACGAAAAAAGGACAAAGGAAAGUCAAACAGCGAGCCUGAAGCUAAGAAAACAAAAUAUGUGGAGGAGAAGAGGAAACCGACAGAGGAGGAUCUUUGGUUCGACGACGUCGACCCUGAUGAUGUUGAGGAAACAAUAGGAGCCGAGGCUGCAGAGAUCAUGAGGAGGAAGCAGGGAGUACAUAAAAGCCUCCAUACGGAGAGCGCCUUGGUGAAGGAAAAAGGUUUUGAAGGCCUCACAAGAGUUGUGGCCGUCGAUUGUGAGAUGGUGGGAAUUGGUCCUGGUGGCGAGGACAGCAUGCUGGCUCGAGUGUCCAUCGUGAACCAGUUUGGAAAAUGCAUCUAUGACAAAUACGUGAAACCCACAGAGGAGGUCACAGACUACAGAACAGAAGUUAGCGGGAUCCGACCAGAGGACAUAAAGGACGGAGAGAAUGUACAGACUGUGCAGAAGGAGGUUGCAGACAUCCUGCAAGGGAGAAUAGUUGUUGGACAUGCUGUACACAAUGACUUUAAGAUUCUGCUCUUAGAUCAUCCAAAAAAGAAAAUCAGGGACACUCAGAAGUAUAAACCCUUCAAGAAGAUUGCCAAGAGCGGUCGGCCCUCACUGAAAGUCCUCUGUAAAGAAGUCCUCAACGUAAGGGUCCAGCAGGGGGAACAUUCAUCUGUCCAAGACGCACAGGCCACCAUGAGGCUGUACACUCUGGUGAAGAAACAGUGGGAAGCAGAGAUUAAAGCUAGCAAGACGAAGCAAAACUCAGAGAAAAAAAAUGAGAGGAAAACCCAGAUAAAAAGGAAGUCCGAUGAGAUUUAAAAACUCAAAACCAGUUUGCAAGAGGACAAACUGUCUCCUGUUGAGAGCAGAUACGACUGAAACACUUUGUUCUCAGGAGAAAAAGAAACAAGUGGCUUUUGGAGAAAAACUAGCAACAAAGCAGCAGGAUAUAUUAUGUAUAGAUGUAAAAAAUGAAGAAAAAAAAUCAUUAACCUGACAGUGGAAGACGAUCCUACAGUGGGGUGUGCUACAAAGCCAGAUUACUGGGCUAGUAAUGUAUGAUAAUCUGUAGGCCCAGAGUUGUCAGUGUCUUAAAGUUGGCUCUUCUAAGCUGGCUCAGUCACCAUGGCAACUCAUGAAACCUGCUCUGUUCAAAGCUUUGCAUUUAAAUCAACUAUAAAAAUAUCCCCUGUUUGCUUAUUUUCUUUUUCUACCGUAAUUGUAACAUAAAUGUGAAUUUUUAAUGUAAAAACCUUUGAGUGUGCAUCCCUCUUUUAUGAGGGAGUGCAUAAAGCCUGAAGAGGGGUCAAAAUAUUAGAAAAACAAAUUGAUUAUCACUGGUAUUAAAGCUAAUUUCUGGAAGUUGGGGAUUAUUCAAAACAACAAACAAAUAAAAAACUGUUUUGAGCUUGCUUUAAAACUACACCCCUCAGGUUUGUAAUCUAGUUUUAAUCCACCAUCCUCUUCAGACUAUUGUUGAGAACUCGUAAGAUUCGGACACAGUCACAAACUAUAUUUUUCUAAUUGUGGUUUAUAUCAAAUAAAACAUACAGCUUUUUUCCACA
Austrofundulus limnaeus is the source of this 2254-nucleotide messenger RNA. It is a transcript of the gene rexo4, whose product is annotated as REX4 homolog, 3'-5' exonuclease. Bases 237 to 1508 code for a protein of 423 amino acids. The transcript has 8 exons. The record is from RefSeq and is a predicted model, not a curated record. Gene Ontology annotation, molecular function: nucleic acid binding; 3'-5' exonuclease activity. Lineage: Eukaryota; Metazoa; Chordata; Actinopteri; Cyprinodontiformes; Rivulidae. Gene Ontology annotation, biological process: DNA catabolic process; rRNA processing. Gene Ontology annotation, cellular component: nucleus.